This is a messenger RNA of Solanum tuberosum (potato), 2438 nucleotides long. RefSeq names its product protein EIN4-like. The coding region runs from base 1468 to 1881 and encodes 137 amino acids. Gene Ontology annotation, cellular component: endoplasmic reticulum. The transcript is spliced from 2 exons. The record is from RefSeq and is a predicted model, not a curated record. Lineage: Eukaryota; Viridiplantae; Streptophyta; Magnoliopsida; Solanales; Solanaceae. Gene Ontology annotation, molecular function: ethylene receptor activity; ethylene binding.
UGCUGGAAUAGAGAUGGAAAUGCAGGAAGAAAGGAGGAGAGAUGGAAGAUGGUCCCAUCAUGUAUAUGGUGGACAGUAUGGCUAGAGAGGAACCAGAGAUGUCAUGAAGGAAAGCAGAGCAACAUACAAAGAUUUAAGCUUAACUGUUUAGCUCUGUAUUAUUUUUGGUGUAAACAAGUAGUCUUAGAUAGCUCAGAAGUAAUCAGCACAACUAUAGACUGGCUGUAACUUGGUAGGUAUAGGAGCCUAUGUAACUACAACACUUUUGGAGGGGAACUACACUUUUGAGGUAGUAUACCUGUGGAUAAAUAUAGACUAACUGUUACUUUUAUCAAAAAAUAAUAAUUUGUAUUACUAUAUUAUUAAGAAUUAAAAUUUCCAAAUCCAACUUGGAGUUGGUUUCCAAUUCUGGAAAAGUGCUUCAAACCUAUUUUCCAACUCCAUCUUCAUAAAUUCCAAAAUAGUGCUCUCUUCUCUCCUUUGCAAAAAGUAUAACCAAACAUAACCAUCUUCAACUCUAACUUCAUAAAUUCCAAAUGAAGUGAAAAAUAUUUGAACCUAUGGCCAAAUGCCUAUUAAAUUAUAGUAAUUGAAAGCUAAUCCAUGAAUCAUAGUGAUAUAUAAAUAUUUCAAUCACAUCGGUCACGGGUUUGAGCCCUAUACCAAGCAAAUUAAGCCUAGUAUUUAAGUGGAGAAAGAUAAAACAAUGGAUCUAGGUUUAUAUUGGAUAAUCGGGAGUUCCGGAUCAUCCCAAAGUUCUGAAAAUUACGAUUAGGAUUGGUUCUUUCAAGUGCUGAUGAUAGAUUCUUGAGCUAUGAUGAGAUGGAGAUAGUGGAAGUAGUUUCUGAUCAGGUGUCUGUGGUUUUGUCCCAUGCCACUGUUCUUGAAGAGUUCCAGACAAUGAGGGAGAAACUAGAAAUGAGACAUUGUGUGCUGCAGCAGUCUAAAGACUAAAUAGAAUGUAUGAAGGCAAGACAGACAAGGACUUCGUUUCAGAAGGUGAUGAACAAUGUAAUGAGGCGACCGAUGCACUCAAUUUUGGGUUUGCUCUCCAUAUUUCAAGAUGAGAAAGCAAGCUUUGACCAGAAGAUUAUGUUUACACAAUGGUGAAAAGUGAAAAAAAGUACUGUUCUUUUUUGAGAAAAAAAAAGAAAAAGUACUGUUCUCUUCACACAUUAAUGAAUGAUGCAGAUGGAGAUUUCUGCCAAAGAUGAUGGAAGGUUUCUAGUAGAAAUGAGGCCCUUUAGUUGCAUUUACUGGGCAGGUAGACUUCUUGUUUUGUUAAGUGGUUGUGCAUCUAUAAGGGCUUUGGAUUUUCUACAGAUGUUCCUACUUCUUUGCCUUAUCAGGUGAUGAGUGAUGAGAAGAGAACAUUUGAGGUUUUGUUACAUAUGGGAGGACAUUUAUUCUAUGUCAGCAUCAGAAAGGGCUCUGUUAUAUUUGAAGUGGUUUUAGAUAUUGGAGCUGAUGGUGGGAAUGGCAGUUUGGGGAACAAGAAGACCAUGGAUGACAGCUGAAUAUGUGACCAUAAAAUUUAAUAAUGAGGUUUGUCUUGAAGGCUCUCAAUCAGAUAGCUCAAUCUCCACCAUUCACUUUGGUGUAAAAAGGCAUAACUUCAAGGAUGUGAUGGAGGGCUUGAGUUUCAGCAUGUGCAAAAAGCUUGUCCAGGGAAAUAUAUGGAUGUCCUCGAAUGCCCAGGGCCACGUGCAAGUGAUGACACUCAUUCUGAGAUUUCAAAAACAGUCAUCUUUUAGGAAACACAUGUUUGAAUAUAGAAACCCUUUGGAGCAACCAAUUUCCGUCACAAUGUUCAGAAGCUUUUGUGUAGUCCUUGCUGAUGAUAACAACAAGAAGACACUGAAUGAUGUAAUAGACUGGUAACCAGAAAGUGUAUCAACUGGUUUUCAGUGCCUGAGUGCUCUAGGCCCUGCCCUAACAACCUUUCAAGUUGUCAGCAUGGGAUCUUCAAAUGCCAGAAAUGGAUGGAUUUGUGAAGUGGCAUUGAGGGUGCAUAAAUUCCGCAGCCGUAGUUGGCCUUUGAUCAUAGCCCUGACUGCUAGUUCAGAGGAACAAGUAUGGUAUCUGCCUACAGGUGGGAAUGGAUGGUCUAACAAGGAAACAUGUUCUCCUACAUGGCUUAGCCAAUGAGCUUCAACGACUCCUUCAAAGGGGUGUAUGGUGAUGAUGGCUUGUGAGGUGUAGUACUAGUGGUGAAAAACAAACUUAAGAAGGGUCCUAAACACCAUAAUAUCAUACACCUUUAUGGAGAUUGCAUUACAUCUUUGUUUGAUGAAACCAGCUUCUUACUAACAUAGGUCUGCUUGCAAUUUAGUUCUCCUCAUAUGUUGAAGUGAAAUAUGUCAAGCUAGUGGUAUGGGUUCCAUCAUUUUUUUCCCCAAGAAACCUUGUGGAACUCUCAAGCUUGAAUAUUGCACCUG